Molecule: messenger RNA, 948 nt
Organism: Daldinia childiae
Lineage: Eukaryota; Fungi; Ascomycota; Sordariomycetes; Xylariales; Hypoxylaceae
Product: Fluconazole resistance protein 3
Exons: 3
Coding region: 1-948 (315 amino acids)
Cellular component (GO): RNA polymerase II transcription regulator complex
Molecular function (GO): transcription cis-regulatory region binding; DNA-binding transcription activator activity, RNA polymerase II-specific
Source: RefSeq, a predicted model, not a curated record
AUGGAUUUCUCACAUCCGUUCUACGGUGGAGCUCAUCCCUAUCACUUUAUCGGGAUUCCUCCCUUGACCCCGUCUCAUUCCAACUCAGCCGCAUCCGACGAGUUCAACAACCACUCUCCACAUGAUGUUUACGAUGGCUUCCAGAAUAGUGAACAAUUCCAACAAAACUUUGAGCCGUACGCCCAAUUCAAUCAGCAACCUCAGGCCUUCCCCGGCCCUCCCGGCCCGCCGACACCACCGACGCAUCCAAUCCACGGUCAGAGUAGCCAGAACCAAUCUCAAGUGAAUAGCGCUUCGAGUGUGAAGAGUAACCCGGCCGAUAUACUACCUAUGGCUAAGCCGGAUCCCGAUGCAAAUAGACAGACGGGAUCUAAUUCGGAUGACGACGAUCUGACACCUGCCCAAUCCCGCCGGAAGGCGCAAAAUCGGGCCGCUCAACGCGCAUUCCGAGAACGCAAAGAACGACAUGUUAAAGACCUCGAAGCGAAGCUAGCUAGCUUGGAAGCACAACAGCAUCAGACGGCCAGCGAGAACGAAAAGUUGAAACGCGACCUGCAGAAGAUGAGUACUGAGAACGAGAUUCUGCGCGCCACGUCCAACGUCCACGCCCAGAACGGUUCCCUGUCGCCCCCCGCCCCGACGACCACAGGGCCAAUGCAGUACAACCCCACGGACUUCUACUCGGACCUCCUCCAGAACCACACCAACAAGACCCCGAGCCACCGCAUAGUAGAAUCUGGCGGAGAGCGUCUCUUGGCUGCGGGUGCUACGUGGGAUUACAUUAUUAAUCAUGAGUUAUUUAAACAGGGCAGGGUCGAUGUCGGCGAUGUGAGCCUGCGGCUAAAAUCCCAGGCCAAGUGCGACGGACAAGGUCCCGUCUUCGAGGAACGUGUCAUUCUACAAGCUAUAGUGGAAAGCGUCGCGAGUGGUAGCGACGAGCUUUUAUGA